Messenger RNA from Chenopodium quinoa (quinoa), 878 nucleotides. Its product is annotated as MLP-like protein 34. The record is from RefSeq and is a predicted model, not a curated record. Gene Ontology annotation, biological process: defense response. Bases 49 to 516 code for a protein of 155 amino acids. The transcript is spliced from 2 exons. NCBI's taxonomy places the organism in Eukaryota, Viridiplantae, Streptophyta, Magnoliopsida, Caryophyllales, Amaranthaceae.
GAAAGUAAUAAUAGCAAAUAACAUAUAAUUAUAAAAAUAACAAUAAUUAUGGGUCUUAAACGUAAAAUUGAGGGUGAAAUUGAGAUUAGAGCUGGAGCUGGAGAUGUGUACCAUGAGAUAUACGAGAGUAAACCUCAUCAAGUAUCUCAUGCCGCACCCCAUUUUAUCCAAAGUUGUGACUUGCAUGAGGGCGAACUUGGUAAGCCUGGCUCUAUCAUCGUUUGGAAGUACAAAACAGGUGGAAAACCACUUGUAGCAAAGAAUAUAAUCGAAGAAAUUGACAAGGAGAAAAAGUUGGUGAGGCAACGAUGUAUUGAAGGUGAUGUCUUGGAGGAGUAUAAGACCAUUGUUGGAACAUGCCAGGUGAUACCUAAGGACAAUGAUACUUGCAUAGUAAAGUGGAUUAUCGAGUACGAGAAAUUGCACCCUGGUAUCCCCGAACCAACCGCGUUGCUCGAUUCUUUGCUUGGUGCAGCCAAAGACAUCGACGAUCAUCACCAUGGUGUAAAGAAGUAGAGAAAAAUGUCAUCGAAUAAGGAUAGAAAGUGAAACGCUGUUUUGGUGCGACACUUCCUAUUCAAUAUUCAUGAAGUCUAUCUUGUUCAUUAUGUGUUUAAAUUAUAUGUGAUCAUGUUCUGCCUUUUAGCGUGUAAUUAUUUCCGGUAAGGAUAUAUUGAUAUGUGUAAGAAUUGAAGUUGCUUGCUUUGCUUCAGUAGUUAUUGUUGUUUGCAUCAAGUUUAAAACUAAAUAAGAGUGGUAUCAUGAUUGAGCUCAUCAAUGUAAGCAUGGCCACAUACCUAUGCAUGUUUGUAAAAUGUUGACUAUAGCUUCAAUGGUCAAAGGAGGUUAAUUAACAUUGAUCAUGUGGAUUAACAUUA